UCAUUGCGCAGUUUGGAUCAUGUUUAUCAACCGCUCUUCUUUUCCCACGCACCAAUUUGGGGAAUUUUGUGCGUUUCGGAGGAAAUUUAUAUAGGAGCUUGUACAAGAAACAGUUCAUGUGAAUGUCCUCUUUGUGUGAGACUUCUCCAAAGGACAUGAGGGUUAGAUCCCUCCAAGAGCUGGACAUCUAUGGUUCCUUUCUCCUCUUAUCCCAAGACAGAGGGUCUCAUUCCUGUUUCUGAUCCCAGUAAUUCCCCCCUCCCCAAGUCUUUCCCUAAUUCAUGAGCCAGCAGGAUGCAUCAUGUGUGCGAGCCCUCUCUGAGCGUCUCCUCAUAGCCUCGCACAAGGGCCAAGCUGAACAUGUGGUUCAGCUCAUCAACAAAGGGGCCAAGGUAGCCAUUACCAAGAACGGCAGAACACCUCUGCAUUUGGCUGCCUAUAAGGGCCACAUUGCUGUUGUGAGGAUUCUUCUGGCGGCUGGUUGUGACCUGGAUAUUCAGGAUGAUGGUGACCAGACGGCCUUACACAGAGCAGCUGUGGUGGGAAACGGUGAUGUCAUUUCAGCUCUCAUUCAGGAAGGAUGUGCACUAGAUAGACAAGACAAGGAUGGAAACACCGCAUUACAUGAGGCUGCAUGGCAUGGCUUUAGUCAGUCGGUCAAACUGCUGGUGAAGGCUGGAGCCAACGUUCAUGCUAAAAACAAGGCAGGAAACACAGCUCUUCAUCUGGCGUGUCAGAACGGUCAUGCUCAAAGCUCUAAAGUCCUGCUGCUGGGCGGCUCUCGUCCCGACAGUAAAAACAGCGUAGGUGACACGUGUCUGCAUGUGUCUGCACGAUACAACCAUGUGAGUGUGAUCCGAGCGCUUCUGGGGGCCAUCUGCUCAGUGACUGAAAGAAAUCAUGCAGGAGACACAGCUUUGCAUAUUGCAGCUGCUCUGAAUCACAGGAAGACUGUACGCAUGUUACUGGAGACUGGGGCCGACAGCCGCGUCAGAAACAAUGCUGGAGAGACGGCCCUCGAUCAGGCUCGUGAAAAUGAUAAUCCUGAAGUGGCACUGCUGCUCACCAAAGCUCCACAGAGCUUCACUCGAGGACGCACUGUGAGGAAGAGGAGGGAUAGGAUGAAGACAGAGGGUCGAGCACAGUCCGUUCCACGUGACGAGAUGCUGCCGAGAAAGGACAGUGCAUCUCCUGCGAAUGACACUCAUGGAAGUGAAAAUUCUCUACGCCGGAAUGAGAGUGUGUGUGUCACAGAGGCACGUCCAAACAAAAACAGUGAGAAGAAAGUCAAAGAGAGGCUAUCGUCAUCAGAUGCCCUCAUUCGAAGACAAAAUAAACCCAGUGAUCAUAAAAAGAAGAGUAAACCAGAGAGAUCAUUGGCUGUUCCUCCUCCUCCUCAUAACUACAAGGCGUACCAGCUCUAUACUCUCUACAGAGGCAAAGAUGGCAAGAUCAUGCAGGCCCCAGUGAAUGGCUGCAGGUGUGAACCUCUCAUUAACAAACUGGAGAAUCAGCUCAUGGCUACGAAAGAGGAAAUGCAGUCAGAGAUUCACACUGUACAAGAGCUCAUGAACAGCAAGAUGGGCCAAAUGGAGCGCAAGAACAAACAUCAGAUCAGAGCUCUAGAUAAGAUCACGUUAGAGAGAGUGUCUGCUGAGAGGAUUGAAUGUUUACAUCGCAUUGACAAGCGAGCCAUACAAGAACGCUUGGAAGGAGAAAAAAGACAGACAUCAGUAGUCAACGAUCUCAAGAACUGGUGCCUUUCUAAGAUCCAAAGUUUGGAGACACGACUUUCUGGCGAUCGCAGCACCACCAAGUUACAGCGCUCCUCAUCCCUCACCGACACGCAUUCAGAUUGUGAUCCCCAUUCCUACACAGCUGUAUUGGAUACAUCUGGUACCAAAGCAUGUUACUCUCCAUCAACAAAUCAACCAGAGGCGAAAGAUGGAAGAGAGACUGGAGCGGCGUCCACGAGUCCUGAGGAUGGAUCAGCCGGUUACUAUGUGAUUGAGGUGGACCGCGUCUCACCGGAUAAGCAGUCUUCGCAGAAUCAAUCUGCUCCCCAGUCUCCUUGUAUAGUUCGACCUAAACAACGAUCCCGGGCCUGUAGUGACCCUCACAGAGCGCCAGAAGAGCCUCAGGAUUUGAGUCUGGAGCUGAGACCUGUCCCCGAUCAGUGCUCCGAGCACAGGAACCUCAAAAGACGCUCCCAGCAAAGAACAAAGAGCAAACAGAACACUCAAACCACGACAAGUUCAGGAGACCCGCACACGGCCGAGGCUUCCUUCGCCCAGGAGCGGGAAAACAUGCACGCGUUGGAGGUUACGCAGUACUUUUUUGAGGCAGUGACUCUGCAGAUGGAGCGCUGGUAUGAACGCAAGAUCGAAGAAGCACGCUGGCAAGCUAACCAGAGAGCCCAGGCUGACAGAGCCGCUCUGCUGGACAGAAUAAGCUACCUUGAGGAUGAACUCAGACUGCUGAGAACUAACAAACAGGAGGAGAGCUAGUACAUAAGAUACCACUGGCGUAGCAGACACUGUAACUUCUGGAUGCAUUAGUGAAGUUCGAUAGAGCAGCUAACACGUGAAGAUAACACUGCAGUAGCAAACGUCAGGAGAAGUAACAUUUAAACAGAUUUAGAGCUGAAACAUACUCUAACGCAAACGCUUCAAGCUACACGAGUUUGAUUUCAUUUGCCAUUACGCAGUUCAUAACAGAGGGCAAACGCAUUCUUAGCGCUGUUACAGGAAGCGCUAUAGUGGGCAUUAGCAUAAACCGUCUGCUGAGGUUUGUUGCCGCCAGAGUAACACAAGAAUGCACUUUAUGUACAGCGGAACUGAACGGAAUGUCAGAGUCCUGUUCAAAAAUUCAAAAAUUUGUGUCUGUGCUUGCAUACAUGCAUGGGUUGUGUAUCUGACUUUACAGACGUAACAUCAUGACAAACCGUCACUGCCAAAGGUCUGUUCAAACUCCAGGUUUUAACCACUUUGAUAAUGCACUACAAAGAUAAGUCUGUUUUAUUGUAAAAGCAAAUUCAAAGAACAAAAACGUCACAUAUACUGUAGAAUUUAAAAGUGUCUAAAUCAUGCCGCUACUUUGGAGGUUUGCCAGAUCAAAACCAGUGAACACUGAAACACUGACAAAUAAAAGUAACAAAAUCCAUCACAAGAAGUGCUGUGAUAUAAGCAAGUAUUAGUUUAUUUUGUAACAUCUUUGUAUAUGGACUUUUUUGCACAAAAUGAAAUGUCUUAACCUGUGAUGUUUAAUUGAGAACUUUGAUGUAGUUUGUAGGGUGGGUAUAAAAACAUUCAAUUAAAUAAGUGUUUGUAACAGA
Molecule: messenger RNA, 3334 nt
Organism: Labeo rohita (rohu)
Lineage: Eukaryota; Metazoa; Chordata; Actinopteri; Cypriniformes; Cyprinidae
Gene: ankrd6b
Product: ankyrin repeat domain 6b
Exons: 16
Coding region: 282-2507 (741 amino acids)
Molecular function (GO): protein binding
Source: RefSeq, a predicted model, not a curated record